AUGGCACGUUUGGCAGUCUAUGGAGCCAUCAGUACCCUUCUUGCGGGAGCAGUAAUAGCCAAUGCAUUUGCACAGCGAAGUAAUUUCUAUGCAGCAUGUAUUUACCUCUAUCGGUCCAAUGCCUGUAUGAUGAUUAUCCUCAAUCUUGGCUUAUUCUUGACCAUCAUUGCAGGACAAUUAGUUCAAAUCAUCUUUUUUGGCAACCUUAGGACACUCGAAGUCGAGCACUUGUACGAACGUGCCUGGUAUGCAGUGACAGAGACGUGUUUAGCGAUGACAAUUUUUAAGGAUGAAUUUGAUACGCGCUUCGUGGUCAUGUUCACAGUAUUGUUAUUCCUGAAAGUAUUCCAUUGGCUGUGUAUGGAUCGUGUAGAUUCGAUGGAACAAUCCCCCGAAAUUCCUCUAUCGUUUCAUGUCAGGAUGGUGACAAUGAUUGCAAUGCUCGUGAGUCUAGACGUUCUUCUUGUCUAUCAUGCUGUCAACAUUGUGACCCUUAAAGGCCCUAAUAUGAUGAUCAUGUUUGGUUUUGAGUACACUCUGCUUGCCACCAGCUUAAUGGCUUCUUUUGGAAAAUAUGUACUCCAUACAAUCGACAUGCGAACGGAGGAUCCCUGGGAGAACAAGUCUAUGCUUUUGUUCUACCUUGAUCUGGUUGCAGAUUUUGUGAAGCUUGUGACGUAUCUCUUGUUCUUCAUGGUGAUCUUGGUGUGCUACGGCUUGCCUCUGCAUAUUAUCCGAGAUGUCUACAUGACCAUGCGAUCCUUCCUUCAAAAGUGUAAAGAUCUUAUCCAGUACCGAAAAGCAACUCGAAAUAUGAAUGAACGUUAUCCAGAUGCUUCACCUGCUGAAUUGGCCGCCCUUAGCGACCCCAUUUGUAUCAUUUGCCGUGAAGAGAUGGUUGGACAUCAUUCGAAUGCCCCAGCUGGACAAAACGCAGCAGGAACAACAGCACCGGCGCCAGCAGCAGCAGGAGCACAACAACAAGCACGACCUGCUAGCAACACACGUCCAACAGGAUCCAGCACAAAUGUACCCAAGAAACUUCCAUGUGGUCAUAUCUUCCACUUUCAUUGUCUUAAGAGUUGGUUGGAGCGACAGCAAAGUUGCCCUACUUGGUAA
Molecule: messenger RNA, 1119 nt
Organism: Lobosporangium transversale
Lineage: Eukaryota; Fungi; Mortierellomycota; Mortierellomycetes; Mortierellales; Mortierellaceae
Exons: 5
Coding region: 1-1119 (372 amino acids)
Cellular component (GO): cytoplasm
Source: RefSeq, a predicted model, not a curated record